Trichobilharzia szidati is the source of this 1947-nucleotide messenger RNA. NCBI's taxonomy places the organism in Eukaryota, Metazoa, Platyhelminthes, Trematoda, Strigeidida, Schistosomatidae. The record is from the annotation of a GenBank genome assembly.
AAAUAGGACAUCUCAAACGCGCCAAAUAUUAUUAGUUGUGUUACAUUCAUGCCUGUUAAAGUACCGAAGCCUAUUGCCAAAUAUCUCAGCGAGCAGGUGGCUCAUCGAAUAAAAAUUCUAGAGGCGGCUUUAAUUGAGAUUCAUGAUCUUGACAAUCGAAUGAAAAUGGAAUUACUAUCAUUGAAUUCUUUGGCAGAGUCGAAUGGUACCGAAAUCGAUGAGGUUCAAUUGACACAUAAAUCUUUAACCAAUGAAGAAUUAUUGGACCGUCCCAUGCAUAUACAUAAUAAUGAUGACGAUGAUGGAAAAUAUGAAGUGGUGAAUUUAAAUGAAAUUGCUGAUUAUGAAGCAUCAAUUAAUAUUAUAGACAAGGAAAUCAAAUCUACUAGUAUUAGUCCUUCAUCUCUUCGUACGUUAAGAACUCAGAAUGAUACACUGGAUGAUGAUCAUGAUGACAAUGAUUAUAAUAAUAAUGGUAACCACUCCAAUGGUCAAAAAUUCAAUUAUCUCUCCGGUCUUAUCAAUAAUCACUUAUUGAAUUCUAUCCCAAAAGAGCAUAGAUAUACAUCACAGACUUCAUUGUUACCCCCUAAAAGGCUGAGAAUAUCUGGAGAAAUUUCACCUGAUAGAGAAUUAAAAUACCGUAAAUUCAGCAAUCAAAGUUCACCAUGUAAUGUUGACCACUAUUAUCAUCAUCAUAGUUAUUCAGAUGAUAGUUCACUAAUUGAUACAAGUAGUCUUCGAGCUACUGCUUCUUCUUCUUCUUCUUCUUGUUCAUCAAGUAAUGAGGAAAUUUAUACAAAGACUGGAUAUGUUGAAGGUUAUGUACAUACUGAACGUAGUGGUUCACCAUCUCUUAUACGAUUUACAGAAAAUGUUUACAUACGUGAAGAAGACGAUGAUGAUGAUGAUGGUGAUGAUUAUUAUGAUACUAGAUCCACUGAUGGAUCCCGAUCGACAAAAACACCGGGUCAUUAUAUUUCCUAUUUGUCAGAGAUAUUUGAAAGUAUUCAAAAGUAUAAAUUAACUCUGACACUGGCUGUUUUAAUAUUGAUUUCGUUUUAUACACUAUGUAAAUAUUAUGAUUCUUCCCUUUUUACAACAUUCUUUUCUUCGUCUACUUCUUCUGAAGAGUCUCUCUUAUUACCUAUGCGAAAAGCUCGAUCAGAAAAAGUGAUAAAGCAGUUAUCUGACGAAUAUAAGGAUCAACCAAAACGUAUUUGGGCUCAGAUUCGUUCAGCUUUACAGUCACCUCAGCAAUAUGAAUCUACUUCUGUUAACGGUAGAAUUCCUCCUAUAGUGCUACUUUUAGUGAAUCGUUGUGUACAGCCUGUGAAUGGUCGAGUUCCCUGUACUACAUCUAGUUCUGAUCAUGGUGAUGGCGAUGAUGAUAGCAGUAAAAGCAAUACUUUAUUUCAAUGUUUCAUUUCACGUCUUGGCCAGUUAAUCAAUAGUGAAUACUUGUCGAAUAGUUCAAAUUCAUGUUCAACUCUAGGAGAUUAUCCUUUAACCUCUUUAAAUGAACACAAGAUUGAUCAAAUCAAAUUGGAUUUAGAUAAUCAAUUAAUUGAUUUGUACAAAUCUGGUACACGUUGUUUUCACUUCACUUCAAUUGAUCGAUUGCCAGCUAAGCUUAUUCCAUUGUUCCAUGGUUAUACAGAUGUGGAGAAUUCAAUUUAUUCCAAUGCUGUUCUGUUGAUAAGUUUAUCGAAAACAUUUGUAACUAGUUCACCACAGAAUUGUACAAAACGAUCUGAACACAUACUGCCUGGUUGUCAAACACCUGGUCAAUUCGAGCAUCAAGUUAAUAAAUAUUUACGAUCUCUGUGGAAUAAACAUUUGGGCAAUGAAGAAGUUGAUGCGUUGAUCUCUCGUUUAACUUUGAAUAUUAUAGUUUUUCAUACUUUUAGUGAUCAUUUAGAAAUAAACUCAAUCUGUUCUCGUUAA